CUUGAAACAAACAACAACUUUUCGUAAAAGAAAAUUAUUUUUGCAAAAGUUUUCGUGCAAAAAAUGAAGAUUGCAAGAUAGAGUGAUGCCGUGUGAGAAUUGUGGUGCCCAAUUUUCCGUCUUCAGGAUCAAACGCUCCUGUUCAGAAUGCAGGCGACUCUACUGCAAACAGUGCCUGGUGAAGAGGAAGGACAGGUUCCUUUGCGAAAGAUGUGUCAUCUUCACAACUAGACCACUGUCGCGAGUUGACUUGCUGCAGCUGAAGCCCAAGGACUUGAUCUUCUACUGCCAGAGCAAGCACAUCUCCACAAUUGGCUGCGUGGAGAAAGAGGAGCUUGUGGAUUUAGUGCUGGCGCAUGGAAACUCCACGCAGGAUACCAUUCCACGGGGUAGAAGUUCAGGGACAAACACCAAUCCACCACGAGAUGCAACUGACGAUGAAAAUUGCUCGAACCCCUUCGAUCAGAUUAAGCAAACUUGCCAGAAUUUCUUCAAUAGCGUCGCCGAGAGGAUUAACAAUGACUUCAACUUUGACCUCAAGACUUCAUCAUCCUUCUCGCCGCGCCAGAGUACGGCGGCACAACCCACAGAGCCCAUUGUAAAUGACGUCCGGGGACGUGGUUCACCGGCAUCGGAAGUCUUCUCCUCAAGCUACACAUCUAGUCACCCCGCGAGCUCAUCGGCCUCCCUCACGUCUGAGCACAGCCGCCGGAGCGCCCCGAAAGGUCAACCGUCCACGCGACACAAUAGGAGCCAGAGCGAGGAUAAGGAUCUACAUGAAUUUGAGGUGAUUCAAUCAACAAAUGAUCUCACACCCGAAGCGGGAUCCAGUCAGGGUGCCCAAACGCGUCCCGGUGAACCUGCAAUGGGCAAUUCGGCUAGCUCGUCGUCAUUCGAGGAACUAGGAGCCGUGGGUGGAAGUGAUUCUUUCAGUGCUGUGACCAAUAAGAGCAACUCAGAGACUCUGCAAAUUAGCAAUGAAAUUGAAGGGCAUCUAACGUCUUCAAGUGAGGGAGCCACUGAGCGUUCUCGAAAAACUCGCUCAGCCGAAUGUAGCUUUAAUGGGAGAACCGUGGAUGAGUUCUUUGCCCCGAGGAAUAAUCCCGAUGGGAUGUCCCUUUCGGCCAGUAUCGAUGCCACACCCGUCCACAGAUCACGUCGCCUAAGGCGCCGCUCAGACAGCUGCAUUCUCGACACGGGACAGCUGGAGCGGGACAUUUCGCUCAUGUUCGAAGAUGAGAGCUCCCGGAAGCGCUCACGAACAUCAUCCCAGCGCAGUGGGAAGGAGCGUGAGGCCCUCCUUGGGCUGCUGGCGCAAUUCAAGAAUGAAAUGUCCGCCCUUGGGCUGAGUGAUGCGAGUGUCCAGGAACAACUGGAUGCGGUGCUAAAAUACCUCGAAGACCGAAAAGUCUCCGCCACAUUGGAACCAUCUACAUCGACACGCGAUGCAGGUGCUUCGGGAAGUGACAACGAUGGCAUUCACGUCUAUGCAAUGUCCGACGGGGAUGUGUUCAAUGGCAUCCCCACGAUAAAUGUUGAAAAGCAAGCUAAUAGUGAAGGAUUCACACCGAGGAAAUACACAAAACUCGAUGACAUCACCUCAAGUGCUGAACUGGAGAAGUUGUCAGUGAAGCAAUUGAAGGAGAUUCUAAUGCUGAAUCGUGUUGACUUCAAGGGAUGCUGUGAGAAGAACGAACUCCUCGAGCGCGUAACACGUCUCUGGAAUGAUCAAAGGAUGUAUCCACCUCCGGAUAAGCUACAACCGGAUGAUUUGUGCAAGAUUUGCAUGGAUGCACCAAUUGAGUGCGUGAUCCUUGAAUGUGGCCACAUGGCAACGUGCACAAAUUGCGGGAAAAUCCUCCAUGAGUGUCCCAUUUGUCGGCAGUACAUUGUUCGAGUUGUUAGAUUCUUCAAGGCGUAAAAAGGGGGUGUCAUGCACCUCCACAAGCUACACAAGUUAAAGAAUUUUUCUUUUGCACUACCUACAUGGGGGAUAAACAGUGGAGGAAAUGUUUAAAAAAUUCAAAUUAUUUUUUAUAUUUUUUUCUGGGAGGAUUAAGGCUGGAUUGAGGAAAGAAAUAAUGAAAGGGAAUACAUAUUUAUGAGGCUAUAAUAAAUUUAGGAAAAUAUUUAAUUGCAGAUAAUGGGUGAAAUUCAAUAGUUAGGCAGUCUUAAGCUUUUUUUUCAUUUUCCUAAAUAUAUCUUAAGUUUUUUUAAGCAAAAAUUUAAGAUUUCUUAAGACUUAAAAUUUUCUCAAGAAUUUUUAAAAUUUUAAAAUAAAAGUCCAGCAUACAAUUUUUUGUAAUUUUUUCCUGAUUGUCUUCGGGCAUCGAAAUUCGUAAAAAUCAUUUUAAAAGAAAUAUGCAUUUAGCCUAAUUCAGCCUAACUUAAUAAAUCUUAAAUUUCGCAUAAGAGAUUAAUAAAAAAAUCUUUAGAAACCCUAAAAAAUAUUAAGAAAACUUAAGAAAAUUUAAUAAUAUCUUAAGAAAACUUGAAAAAUCUCAAGACUGUCUAACUAGUGAAUUUCACCCAAUGAUUAUUCGUUGACAAUGUGCCAAAAGAAAAAUAUUUUUAAUAGAAUUUGAGAUUUCUUAGCUUUAUGGAAGUUUUUGAAGUAAUUGCAAAGAUUUCGGGCACCUGUGAAGGUUUUUUCGUAUACGUUGAUUAAUCAUUGAUUUUAGGGAACUUUUUUCAUGAUUAAUAUAAAUUCGUCCAACUUGUGUUUAAUACCAAUAUGCAAAUAUAAUGAUUUGCAUGAGAAUGUUAAAUUAAUUGUUUUGUUUUAAUGUUCAGAAGGCACUCGAGGUCAAGGAAAAACUCAAAAUGAGGUAAAAUAGAAGAAAAAAAAAGUUUGAAAUAUUUUUUAUACUCAACAAAGUCUUGUGUCUGCAUUAAAAGAAAUUAUCUCUAAUAAAUUGGUUCGAUUGGUUUAAUAGGUUUUUUUAUAUAUUUUUAAAAAUAAAAUAUUGGUUUUGCAUAAAAAAGGACAUUUUAUGGGUCAAAGUUUUAAGCUUAAAAAAUGGAGUGCCUAAUUUAUUUCCUCCACUGUUUAUUACCAAAAUGAGAAAAAAAGAAUUAAAUAUAAAUUUUAAAAAUGAAUUUAUAACGUACAAUUUUGCGGCAUAGCUGAAGAAUUUCCUCGUUAAUGCCUAAAGAAAAUUCACAUAAAAAAUACAUACCUAAAUAUAUUUUAAAAAGGAAAACAUUCCCCAAGUAAAUUCUGUGAAGCGAUGGCUAAAAAAAAUAUUCCUGUUUCGACUAUUUAGUGUUGCAGAAAAUAAAGAAUUUGGGUGCAGGAAGAGACGAUGAUGUGGAUUUAGGGAAGUGAAAUGAAAUUAUAAGAAAGAAGGUAGAGAAGCAAAAUUUAGGAAAUAUUUAGCUGUUUUAGGUGAUUUAAAAAAAAAUGAUGAGAAAAAUUCAAUAAAAAUGAAAUAAAAUAAUUUUAUUUCCUUUUUUUUCUUUUGUAUAAAAAUUUAUUAAAAUGUAUUAAAAACUACUAAA
Molecule: messenger RNA, 3501 nt
Organism: Lutzomyia longipalpis
Lineage: Eukaryota; Metazoa; Arthropoda; Insecta; Diptera; Psychodidae
Exons: 6
Coding region: 86-1921 (611 amino acids)
Biological process (GO): proteasome-mediated ubiquitin-dependent protein catabolic process; protein K48-linked ubiquitination; negative regulation of extrinsic apoptotic signaling pathway via death domain receptors
Cellular component (GO): plasma membrane; cytoplasm
Molecular function (GO): ubiquitin protein ligase activity
Source: RefSeq, a predicted model, not a curated record